Messenger RNA from Tilletiaria anomala UBC 951, 2753 nucleotides. RefSeq lists its product as uncharacterized. The record is from RefSeq and is a predicted model, not a curated record. Gene Ontology annotation, cellular component: small-subunit processome; nucleolus. Gene Ontology annotation, biological process: maturation of SSU-rRNA from tricistronic rRNA transcript (SSU-rRNA, 5.8S rRNA, LSU-rRNA). NCBI's taxonomy places the organism in Eukaryota, Fungi, Basidiomycota, Exobasidiomycetes, Georgefischeriales, Tilletiariaceae. The coding region runs from base 164 to 2683 and encodes 839 amino acids. The transcript is spliced from 3 exons.
CGAUUUACGCUUGCACACAAGAUAGAGUUCAUAUGAUCGACUGAUACCGCAGGUGGCAUUCUGUUGUAGCCAAGCCUGAGCGGAGAAGGGCCAUACAAGGGCCUCAACUCGGAUUCAAGCUCAGCCAGGACGACUACCGACGCCUUGGGCUCGCUUCAGCAACAUGGCCCGCGGUCCCAAGAAGCCAAAGGCAGGUCGUGCCACUUCGGCCAAGACGUUCAACAUCGCAAAGGUUGCAGCGCCAAGAGCGAACAGAAAGGAUGGGAAGGUCGCUCGCUGGAACACCAAAGAUGACAUACCCGAAGACAACGAAGAUGCUUUUCAUCGCCAGCGAGAUCAGAUUCUGCUUCAGGGAGGAGUCGGUAUAGGCGGCGGCAAUGACGGAUACGCUGGCGACGACGUAUUUGGAGGCGACGAGCACGAGGUUCUUGCUUUACGUCCAGGCUCUGACGAUGAGGCCGACGAUGAGGAGAUGUCUGACGAGCUCGGCCAAGAUCGUUACGAUGAAGAGGAAGCAGCAAAAGGGCGUCGGAGAAUCGCGAAAGAGAAGCGUGCUGCUUCGAAAGCUGUUGCUUCUCCGGCAGCACCGAAAAAGGCCGGCGGUCGCCUAGGUACCCCAGACUCAUCGGACGAAGACGAUGAGCAGGGCGAGGAAGACUCCGACGCCGAGUCAUCAUCCUCGCGAUCUGAAUCUGCCGCUGCGCAAGCCAACGGAUUCGGGCGUAACAAGCAUGCCUACUACAGUGGAAACAAUCUCGAUGCGAUCGAGUCCGAUUCAGAGCUAGACGAAGAAACGAAGCGCGAGCUGGAAGUCAGAGAAGCCAAGAAGAUGCAAGCGCUGGCGCGGGAAGGCAUGGACGACGAAGAUUUUGGCUUCCCAUCUGCCACCUCCCGUGAAGGCGCACGGAUUAUUCUUGCCGGUAUUGAGCCGAACUGGAAAGACAAGCGCACAGGCUUUAGCUCCGGAAGCAAGGAGGAUCAAGAAAAACGACGCCGCGAGUUUGACAACGUUGCAGAGACCGCGGAGCAGACGCUUGACAAGUGUGCAGUCGAAGUAGCGACCGACUCCAAAUAUUUGCGUGAAAAUAUGUUUGCGCAGCUAGAGAAGACCUCGCCAGAAACCAUCGCGUUGUCCGGAGAGUUACCUGACAUUGCAGAAGAGUACGCAGAGGCAGAGGCGACGCUUCAGCAGCGGCUCGAGGGGAAGCAUAGCAAGGGGUCAAAGGAGGUAGACGCUGCAGGACAUGGCCUAAUUCAUCUCCAUCAUCAAGCGAUCAACGCAUACGUUACCAACCUUGCUUUCUAUUUCUACUUGCGCAGUCUCUCGGAAUAUGCGGAAGAUCCGGCAAAACUUCGUGCGCACCCUGUUAUGGAGCGUCUGCUCAAGUUCAAGAAGACGCUCGCUGCACUAGAGGACCUUGGUAUUGGCGGCAAGGCAAGGAUCUCUCCGCACCGCCGCGACAUCGAUGGAUUGGCGCUGGACAACGAGGAUGAAGAUGAGGAAGAAGUCAAUGAUGAAGAGGGGAUGCUCAUGGAUGAUGUACUCCUUGAGGGCGGCAGUGACGACUCGGAGGAGCUUGAAGACAUGGAUGACGAUGAACUGGCAGACCUAUUGGCGGACGAGGACCAAAACGGCUUCAUGGCUGCCACUGCCAGAAACGGUGCCAGUGCAAACAAUUUCGAGGGACGCGAGGCGUUCGCCGGUGCUGGCGAAGGAGAUGCUGAAGCAAAGACUGUCUCAACUUCGCCAGCUGUCAAUAGCAAGUCCAAGAAAGACCGGAAGAAGAAAAGCAAGGGCAAAGUGAAAGAGGUAGUCGCACCUGCUCCACUGGCGGCGCUUGCCGCGUACGACUAUUCAGAAAAUGACGACUUCGCGUCCAUCCUCGCCGCAUCGAGCAUUGCGAAGGGCAAGAAGCGGCAGCGUGACGCCUUGGGAAGCAUCCCGGACGAAGAAGCGGCGCACGCGUUCGGCGAGCCCACACAGCUUACUGCGCAAGAGGAGGCUGAGAAGGCUGCACGCAAGCGCUCGCUUAAGUUCUACACGUCUCAGAUCUCAGCCAAAGAGGCUCGCAAAGGCGCCGGGCAAUCGAAGCGCGAUAGACUCAGCGGUGAUGCAGACAUUCCGUAUCGCGAUAAGUCUGCCAGCAGGGACGCUGUCGAACGCGCUCGUCAAGCUGCUUCGGGGGGAAGUGCAGACAGUGGCAUGGGCGCUGCGCUCGAUGGAAGCGAAUGGGAUGCGAAGGAUGUCGCGGACCGCAGUGCUGUUCUCGGCUUUGCUGGCGCAGAGGGCGACUUUGGCGAGGAAGCUGAUGGUGGCGACAACGACGCUGAGGGGUACUACGAUCUGGUUACGAAUCGCCGAAGAGCUGCAAAGAGGCAAAAGCAAGAAGAAUACGAUGCAAUGCGCGAAGAGAUCAGAAAUAUCUACGAGCCGACACUUGCAGAUGGCGAGCAUCGUGCCAUCAAUCGCACAAUCGAGAAGAACAAAGGCCUUACCCCUUUCCGUCCGAAAGCCGUGCGCAACCCUCGUGUCAAGAAGCGGCAGCGGUACGACAAAGCCAAGAAGAAGCUCGGGAGCAUGCAGGCCGUGUACAAAGGUGGUCUGGGUUCCCUCGAAGGAGGUUAUCAGGGAGAGAAGAGCGGUAUCAGCAGCAACGUGGUCAAGAGUCGGAAAUUUGCCUGAUGCAUUUUGCGGUGCUUGUAGUCUCCCAGAUAUCGCCCUUUGCGAACUGGCCUUUGCAUUUGGCUAUGCU